CACAUACACAUUAUUUUCAUACAUAUAUCACCACCAUUAUCUAUUUGAUUCUUAUUUCUCAAACAUAAAUAAAAUUCCCAUUCAUUCCUGUAGACUGAUCAAACCAUAUACUACUUCCCACCAUAAAAAAGAUCAAAUUUUUAGCACAAAUUUGGAAAAAAGGUUGAACCUUUAGCCCAAAUUUGAGGUUGGUUUGUUGUAUUCUUUGAUUCUUUUUGUGGGUUUGAUUCAAAAAUGGAGAUAGAUAGAUAUAGAUUAUUAUUAUGUGUUGUGUUCACCAUGUGUUUGAUGAAAUGCGCCUUAGGGUUUGAGCCUGUAGAUAACUAUCUGUUAGACUGUGGAUCCACCAAAAAUACUUCAGUAGGCAAAAGGGUGUUCAUAGCAGAAACUUCUGAUCAUGGUUUUCUGUCAAACCCAGAUCAAGAAUUUGUAAAAUCAGCUGAUUCUGUACGUAUAUUAGCCCCUUAUGGUUCUGAAUUGUAUACAACUGCUAGAAUUGUUAAUACUACUUCAAACUAUACUUUUAGUAUAAACCAACAUGGCCGGCAUUUCGUUCGUUUGUAUUUCUUUCCGUUUGGUCUAGAUUCUGGAACACGUAACUUGAGUAGUGCUAGAUUUAGUGUUUUUGCUCAAGGUUUUACUCUUUUGAAAGAUUUCCAGCCUUAUUUUAGUCCUGUUGUUAAGGAGUAUUCUUUGAAUGUUAGUUCUGAUAAGUUGGUUAUUACUUUUGUUCCUUCUGGAAAGUCGUUCGCUUUCUUAAAUGCUAUAGAAGUUGUGUCUCAACCGGAUGAACUUAUCCCGCCUACUGCCAAAACUGUUGAGGUUCCUGGAAACCAUCAUAGUUUGAUGACACAGGCAUUGGAGACGGUUGCUAGGGUGAAUAUGGGUAACCAGACGGUUUCUCCUGAAAAUGAUACAUUGUAUCGGCUUUGGAAUGCAGAUGGUCCGUUUAUAAAACAUAACAGUUAUAUUCGGUUUGUGUCGAAUUUAAGUGCUGUAAAUUAUACACAAGGGGGUCCAACGCGUGAUAUUGCUCCACCGUCUGUUUAUGGUACUGUUACUAAACUAGAUACUUCGUCUAAUCCUGGAUUACUUUUGAAUAAUACUUGGUCGUUUAAUGUUGAUCCGGGGUUUUCCUACUUAGUUCGGUUUCACGUCUGUGAUAUCAUCGAGCGUCCACCUUCUGAGCUGCUCUUAAAUAUUUACCUAAAUUCCUUGUUGGUUGUUAAAGAUCUUAAUCUAGGUGAGCAGAUGUCAAACAUUUGGGGGGCUCCUUACUUCUUGGAUGCUGUCACUAGGGCAAGUGGAAAUAGGCUACUAAAUGUAAGUGUAGGAACUAGCAUUACAAACGGCAACUACCCUGAAAGCAUUCUUAAUGGGCUCGAGAUCAUGAAGAUUAGUGAUUCUAAAGGGAAUCUUGAUGAAGAUGAGACUUCACGGUCAACGAAGAAAGUUUGGGUCAUAGCCGCCUCGGUUGGUGGAGCUUCGUUGGUUGUGGUUCUUUUGGGUUGUCUAUUCUUUAUUAUAAGCAGAAGAAAUAGAAGGAAGUUAUCACAAGAAUGCUUGAGCUCUAAUGGUAAUAAGGAUCUUGAUGAAAGUAACAUCUUUUCAAGAUCAAAGAUUGGAUACCGCUUUCCCUUGAUAGCAAUUCAAGAAGCUACUGAUAAGUUCAGCGAGAGCUUGGUAAUUGGAGUUGGUGGUUUUGGAAAAGUUUACAAAGGGAAAUUGUUUGGUGAUACAAUAGUGGCGGUGAAAAGAGGUACCCCUCAAUCUCGUCAAGGUUUGGCUGAAUUUAAAACCGAAAUUGAAAUGCUAUCUCAAUUACGUCAUCGCCAUUUGGUAUCACUAAUAGGUUAUUGUGACGAAUGUAAUGAAAUGAUCAUUAUAUACGAGUACAUGGCAAAUGGGACCUUGAAAGAGCAUCUUUAUGGCUCAGAUCUGCCUAAAUUGAGUUGGAGGCAAAGGCUCGAGAUUUGCAUUGGGUCAGCCCGAGGACUUGAUUAUCUUCACACAAGUUCUUCAAAAGCGAUCAUUCAUCGAGAUGUCAAGUCUGCAAACAUUUUGUUAGACGAGAAUUUCAUGGCUAAAGUUGCUGACUUUGGACUUUCAAAGGACGGGCCAGGGCUUAAUCAGACUCAUGUUAGCACUGCAGUCAAAGGAAGUUUCGGUUAUCUUGAUCCAGAAUACAUGAGUAGGCAACAAUUGACAGUGAAAUCAGAUGUUUACUCCUUCGGUGUUGUGAUGUAUGAAAUCCUCUCUGGGAAGCCUGUCAUUGACCCAUCUCGUGGACGAGGAAUGGUCAAUUUGGUUGAAUGGGUCAAAGAGUGCCGGGAAAAAGGCGAAUUGGAGAAAGUUUUUGACCCAUUUCUUGCGGGGAAAAUGAACAUGGAGUCUUUGAAGAAGUUCUUGGAGAUUACUGAUAAAUGCUUAGCAGAAGAAGGCGUUGAUAGACCUACAAUGUAUGAUGUUGCACAUAAUCUUGAAGGUGCACUUGCACUUCAUCCAGAAGGAACAGAAGUAAAAACGCCUCAAAUGGACACUAUUUCUGAAACCAAUCAUGCGGAAAAUGGUGUUAGUAGUACACUUUUUAGUGAAGCAAGUGUUGGUGAUCUUGAAGGUGUUUCAAUGAGUAGAGUCUUUUCAGAAAUGGUUAAAGGUGAAAAACCUGAAAUGAGGUAAGAAAAUUUGAAGUUUUUUCUUCUUCUUCUGAUUAGGGAAAAGAUGUAUAAUGAAGUAUAGGAGAUGAUUAAAGAUUUUAUUUUUGUGUGUUUUGCCUGACACCAUAAGCUUUCCAACUUGUAAGUUGAUUUUCCUUUUAAUCACUGGUUUGAAAUGUGAUUGAUCUUGAAGAUGGUAUAUGUUAGUUGUUUCAUUUGUUUUGUAUCUGCUGUGCCUUCUUAAAGCGUAUCCGUGAUGAUAUUAGCUUGUAAAUAGGUUGAUUUGAGUUAUAAUAAUGGCGAGAAUAAAUCCGCAAGGAACGUCAAACCAAUACAAGAUUUAUGACCAAGGACCAGACUCCAGAGUCUUUAAUCAGCCAUGCUUUUAGCAUUGGAUUUGAAAUUAUGAAUUACGAAUAUGAUUUGUCGAUCUCUUUAUGAAAACAAUCUUUUUGUCUUUGAA
This is a messenger RNA of Erigeron canadensis, 3120 nucleotides long. RefSeq names its product probable receptor-like protein kinase At5g59700. Gene Ontology annotation, cellular component: plasma membrane; plasmodesma. The transcript has a single exon. The record is from RefSeq and is a predicted model, not a curated record. Gene Ontology annotation, biological process: protein autophosphorylation. Gene Ontology annotation, molecular function: transmembrane receptor protein tyrosine kinase activity; ATP binding. Bases 235 to 2679 code for a protein of 814 amino acids. Lineage: Eukaryota; Viridiplantae; Streptophyta; Magnoliopsida; Asterales; Asteraceae.